AUGAAGCUCUUUUCUGUCCUGCUGCUGGCCAGCCUGGCCUCCACCUCUCUGGCCAUCCUUCAUGAAUCAGAAGAUGAAAUCCCUUCGAAGACUCAAGUCAUCAGUGACUUCCCAGCUUCCCAGUUUGCUUCUAACAACCAUCCCAGGAAAGCCUCUAUCUCCAGUGAGGACCUCACCGUGGAGCCUUUCAUCUUCAGUGAAGAGCUGAUUUCCAAAGAGAACGUGGUGGUAAAAUCCACCAGACCAAUGAGUCAAAAACCUGAAAUCCUUCACCCCAUACUCCAAGGGGACAGUUCCAAAAGUUCCAUAGAAGAGACAACAGAAUUCACUCCUACUGCUGGUAUGAGCCAGGGAAGAGAGGAAAUGACUGGGGAGCAACCACCUCGGAGGGAAAACUGA
This is a messenger RNA of Marmota flaviventris (yellow-bellied marmot), 399 nucleotides long. Its product is annotated as glycosylation-dependent cell adhesion molecule 1-like. Lineage: Eukaryota; Metazoa; Chordata; Mammalia; Rodentia; Sciuridae. The record is from RefSeq and is a predicted model, not a curated record.